Messenger RNA from Saccostrea cuccullata (small rock oyster), 1143 nucleotides. Its product is annotated as mucin-2-like. NCBI's taxonomy places the organism in Eukaryota, Metazoa, Mollusca, Bivalvia, Ostreida, Ostreidae. The transcript has 4 exons. Bases 1 to 1143 code for a protein of 380 amino acids. The record is from RefSeq and is a predicted model, not a curated record. Gene Ontology annotation, molecular function: protein binding.
AUGGAUACAAAAGAUCCCGGUCAAGAAAUAAAUACCAAAGACGAGGUACCAGGUAAAGCCAAAAGAGAAGAAGAGCUAGUAUCCCGACUUGAGAAAGGUCAAGGUGAGAAGAAAGGCGCCAGUCAGAGCAAAGAAACCCAAGAUGACGGAGAAGAAAAGACAGAUGAUUCUGACUUUGACCAGGAUGUUUGUAGACUUUUGAGAAAAAUAGGUGAAGGGACUUUAAUAUCUCUGUUUGUCAAAGAAAGGGUUACCAUAGAGAUUUUGAUGGAUCUUAACCACGCAGAUCUUCGUGAGCUUGGAGUCGGUACAUUUGGUCAAAGACACAAGAUAUUAAAGGCAAUAAAAGAAUACAGAGAGAAGGAGAAGAAACAGAAAAAGACCUUAUGUAAACUUCAUCCAUUUAAUACUACAUGUCCAGGACGAAAACGGAAGAGUCACAAUCAAACCAGUUAUGGACAUCAUUGCAAAAUUACGAAGAAAAUGAAAGCAAAAAUCCCUAAAGAAUUACCUGUAGUGACGUCAACAGCUUCCAGUAUACAACCAUCAGCUUCAGUAAUAACGACAGCUUCAUCUUCCUGUGACACGGCAGUUACCCAAUCUUGUCACACCCUGAAUGUGUCAUCUACCACCUCACCUCUACAUAAUAAUAGAUCAUCAAUAACUGUGCCAACAACGUUAUCAACAACUAACUUAGCCAUAACAACACAUGGCACAACGUCAACAGUAACAACAACUAAAAUGCCUAAAACAACACAUGGAGCAACAGUACCAACAAGUAACAUAGCAACAACAACAAAUGCAUCAACAUCAACAUUACCGAUAAAUAACAUACCAGUAAUAACAAAUGGCACAUCAACAGUACCAAUAACUAGCAUGACUAUAACAACACAUGGUACAACGUCAACAAUAACAUCAACUCAGACAGCAAUAACAACACGUGGUUCAACAUCAACAGUACCGACAACUAAAUUAACGUCAAUCAUUGGAACAUUGCCAACAGCAUUCCCUGCAAAAUCAAGCACCUUAUCAUCUUCCUCAGUAGCAACACCAAUAUGUUCAGCAGCAACAUUUUCUCAAGUGACUUCCAGCUCAUCCAAUCAGGUUCCAAUAUUUGGAGUGUUGCCGUCUCAAGUCUUGUAA